AUAUGCACGCUGAUAAAAAGCAGCGCAAGUGUAAUUAAUUAUGAACCCCAGCUAUCUCGAUUUUUGACCAGUGGCAAUCUUUGGGCCUCUUUUGAGGACGUUCGUAGUGUCAUCGUUAAGGCCUGCUUUGCCAAAGAUAACGGGCUUGGCGGUGUCAUGAUUCGCUCUUUAGACCUGGACGAUUUCUCCGGUGUGUUUUGCAGCCAAGGAAGGUAUCCGCUUAUAACUGCAAUCUCAUCAGUUAUAAAGGAAUCCAGCUGUCGAAUCUACGUGCCGACACUUCACGCACGGAGUGGACAAACAGAAGCAACACAUUUCUCAUCAGGUUGGAUAUUUCUGCUUGCGGUAUAUUUACUUCUGGAAUUACAUUUCCACUGA
Candidula unifasciata is the source of this 378-nucleotide messenger RNA. The record is from the annotation of a GenBank genome assembly. NCBI's taxonomy places the organism in Eukaryota, Metazoa, Mollusca, Gastropoda, Stylommatophora, Geomitridae.